This is a messenger RNA of Caenorhabditis briggsae, 312 nucleotides long. The record is from RefSeq and is a predicted model, not a curated record. The transcript has 2 exons. Bases 1 to 312 code for a protein of 103 amino acids. NCBI's taxonomy places the organism in Eukaryota, Metazoa, Nematoda, Chromadorea, Rhabditida, Rhabditidae.
AUGAUCCGACAACUCUCUAUUCUUCUCGUCUCUGUUGUCUUCUGUUCACUGGCUGCUCCAAUGAACUAUCCAACUGAAGAGCAAUCAAAAGCGGAGCUAACAGCUGCUGGAAUGACUCAAGGAAGUAUUGAUGGAUUGGCCGCAUUAACACAAAGAUUCGCUACCGGAUUCCCAUUGGUUCAAUCCAACAAAGAAGCAACUGAUAAAUUCGUUGCGGAAUACACAACUGAUGCUCAGAACUUUAUUAAAUCCAUGCCAGAAAACGAUCAAACUAUCUACAAUAACUAUUUAAAGAAAUAUGGACUUGCUUAA